Messenger RNA from Aspergillus aculeatus ATCC 16872, 510 nucleotides. Its product is annotated as Alb1 domain-containing protein. Gene Ontology annotation, biological process: ribosomal large subunit export from nucleus. The record is from RefSeq and is a predicted model, not a curated record. Gene Ontology annotation, cellular component: nucleolus; preribosome, large subunit precursor. The coding region runs from base 1 to 510 and encodes 169 amino acids. NCBI's taxonomy places the organism in Eukaryota, Fungi, Ascomycota, Eurotiomycetes, Eurotiales, Aspergillaceae. The transcript has 3 exons.
AUGGCGAAGUCGAGACCCCAGUCCAAACAUUCCCGUGCUGCCCGCCGGGCAGCUUCUCCCAGUCUCGAUCUCGAUAAAUCGUUGACCACCCUCCCUCGGGCGGAAGAAACCACAGUGCAACGUGAAUCCAUUCUGGCCGAUCGAGCAAAUGCUGGCGUCUCUAAGAAGAAGUCCAAGUCGAAGCCUUUGACUAAAGCGCAGCGCGCAAGGCAGCAGAAAGGAAUGGAGAGAGCAGAAGCGGUCAUGGAUCAGCUCGAGAGCAAAGUCAACCGAAGUGUCAACCGCGCUAAAGUUGUCAAAGCUCGUAGGGGCGAAUGGGAGGAUCUGAACCGCAAGGCGUCGAAGACCAUGUUCCAAACUCUUGCCGAUGAGGCCGACGACCUCGACGACAUGAUGGAUGACUCGGCCCCUGCUAAGAAAAGCAAGCCUGCAAAGCAAGCGAGCUUUGGCGUUCAGAACCCGGUCGCCGAUCAACAUGCUGACAACGAUGAGGAUGACGAGAUCACUUGA